Lucilia sericata (common green bottle fly) is the source of this 2876-nucleotide messenger RNA. RefSeq names its product nucleosomal histone kinase 1 (gene ball). Gene Ontology annotation, biological process: peptidyl-serine phosphorylation; signal transduction. Lineage: Eukaryota; Metazoa; Arthropoda; Insecta; Diptera; Calliphoridae. The transcript is spliced from 2 exons. The coding region runs from base 188 to 2092 and encodes 634 amino acids. Gene Ontology annotation, cellular component: cytoplasm; nucleus. The record is from RefSeq and is a predicted model, not a curated record. Gene Ontology annotation, molecular function: ATP binding; protein serine/threonine kinase activity.
UGCACAAAAAAAUGUCAAAACAAGUUUGAAAACAAAAAACGGCAAGCUAUUUUUCCACAAAAAAAAAAAAAAAACAGACGCAAAGCGUAAAUAUAUGGAAAAAAUAUAGCGUCCUCAAUAACGUGAAACAUUUUAAAGUAAUAUUUGUGGAAUUCAAUAAUACAAGACAUAACCGCAUAUAAGUACCAUGCCGAAAGUUGCAGCAAAAAGAAAUGUAGCUGGUGGUGCAACUGGAGGAGGCGCCAAAAAGGCCGCUGCAGUAGCUAAGAAAUCCAAGUUGUAUAGUAUGCCAGAAAAAAUCAAAGAAGGUACUAUUUUAAGGGAUCUCAUGAAAACUGAAUGGAAAAUAGGUCCUUCAAUAGGUACUGGAGGUUUUGGAGAAAUAUACUCGGCUUCCAAGAAAGCAGAAAAUAAAUACGACUAUGUGGUGAAAUGCGAACCUCAUGAUAAUGGACCACUUUUUGUCGAAAUGCAUUUUUAUAUGCGUAAUGCCCGCUUUGAUGACAUAAACAAAUUCCAAAAGGAGCAUGGACUCAAGAGUUUAGGUAUGCCCUAUAUGAUUGGCAAUGGCUCUGCGGAAAUUAAUGGUAUUAAACAUCGUUUCAUUGUCAUGCCUCGUUAUGGCAGUGAUGUGGCCAAACAUUUCUUAGCCAAUGGACGCCGAUUACCCGAAGCCACAUGUUAUCGUUUAGCCUUGCAAAUGCUGGAUGUUUAUGAAUUUAUACAUGGUUGCGGUUAUGUACAUGCUGACCUUAAGGCAGCUAAUAUACUAUUGGGUUAUGGCAAACAGCAACAACAUCAAGCGUACCUUGUGGAUUUUGGUCUGGCUUCACACUAUACAACUAAAGAUUUUAAACCCGAUCCAAAGAAAAUGCAUAAUGGCACCAUCGAGUAUACAUCACGUGAUGCCCAUUUGGGAGUGCCUACUAUGAGGGCUGAUUUGGAAAUUUUGGGUUAUAAUUUAAUCGAGUGGUUGGGUGCCGAAUUGCCUUGGGUGAAAGAUAAAAUACUGACCAGCCCAGUAAAGGUGCAAAAAGCUAAGGAGAAUUUCAUGUCUGAUGUAGGGGCAAGUCUAAAAAAACUUUUUGCCAAGGGAGUACCCAGUGCUUUGGUUGACUUCUUUAAGUAUGUGGCAAAAAUGGAGUACAAUGAUACACCGGACUAUGAAAAAUGUCGUAAAAUGUUUACGUCUGCUCUGAAAACAUUAAAAAUGCCGUUAACUGGGGAUUUGGAGUUCAAAGUAAAAGGCGACUCUAAAAUUAGUUCACCCUCAACUAGCAAGCCGAUUAAGGUAGCCGCUGCCAAGAAAAGGAUCAAAAAAGAGGUAUUGGCUUCAGAAACAGAAUCCGAUAAAGAGUCUGAAGAUGAAAUAAUAAAUGCCAGCGAUGAUGACGAUGAUGAUGUUGUAUAUCUUAAUAACAAAAAGCCAUUGAAAAAGGAAACCAAAAGACCCUUAAAAACCGCAGUUAAACUAACACCCAAACAAAGAGUUUUAGCCAACAAUUCUCUCAAAAGAAGAAGCAAAAAUGAUUCGAGCAACUCUGAAACAUCACCUUCGCCCUCUAAACGCAGUAGACUUAAUAACACAAAAUCGCCCAUUCGAACAAAACACACGCCGUUAAAACGAAAUUCACCACUAAAAACAACAUCAUUAACUUCAUCAUCACCGGCCACAAAAACCCGACAUACACCUCUAAAUGCCAAAGCCAAUAUACGUAUGUCGCCCGCCGUAACAAUGUCCUCAACACGUUCAGGAAAAACUGUAAUCAAUGAUCGUGUAACGCCCAAUCGUAAACCCGCCAAAACAUAUGAAUUUAACUUUGAACUAGAUGUUAGUAUGGAUGCAAAUGUUAUAGUUAAUGUUAAACGUAAAAAGAAACCUUUACAACUCUCUCAGGAAAUUCAGGAUAACUCUUCAUCUAGCCGAAAUACUCCCUCGGGAAAGCACACUACAUCGAAUUUAUCAAAUUCCACUCCUGUUACUAGAGUUAAAGUACGUAAAGUUGGCAGUGGUGAUGAUGGCUCUGAUAGUCCCCGUACGCCAGCAGUGACUGUGAAAAAAUCUCGUAGAAUUCAAAAUACACCUUUGUAGGAUGUACUCUAAAUUAUUAAGGAAGCACAUGAUAACAUUCAGUAAUUAUUAUUUAUUCAACUAUAAAGGAAAUUUUUUGGUCUUAUUUUUUUUUAAUAUUUUAUUUGUUUUUGUAUUAAUUACAUAUAUCAACCUUUUCGGCACUAUUUUGCAGAUAGUAUCUAUUGAAUUAUAAAUCGAUUGAAUUAUAAUAUUUAUUUGAAGAUCCAUCCAACAAUCGUUAAAAAAAAAAUCGAUACUCCUAAAUUCCCAUAAUCACACAUUUCUGUCUUUAUGUUGUGUUAAUUUUUGUUAUACAAAACGGACCAAAUAUAAUUCAAAAAAAAUUUUAAGAAAUGUUGAAAAUAUUACUUUUGCACCUUUUCCCUAUUUGCCACAGAAUUAGUCUUGUUUUGUUUUAAAUAUUAGUAGACAUGGCUUAAAUUCAUUAAAUAUUUUCCCUUAUUACAUUUUACAUUAUUAAACCUUAUAAUCAUUAUACAGCUUAAUUUAACUUAAAAAACAUUAAAACAUUCCUUAAAGCACAAUUAAGGCAUUUUUGAAAAUUUUUUUGUUUUAUACUCUAUUGCAAACAUUUUUACUGAUUUGUACAUUUUUUAAGUGAUAAAUUUUUGUCGCGAUAAAUUUUUUCUUUGUAUUGUACGUGUUAAAUUAUUUUAUAACAUACUGCGUGUGUGUGCAUUUCAUUUGAUAAACAAAUAAAUGUUAAGUUUGAAUUUACGAAAUUUUAUUUGAAUAGUUUAGUUUUGUUUAAAUAUAUUUUAAUUUUUACUUUGAAAUAAAA